Synchiropus splendidus (mandarinfish) is the source of this 3996-nucleotide messenger RNA. It is a transcript of the gene gabrb2a, whose product is annotated as gamma-aminobutyric acid type A receptor subunit beta2a. The coding region runs from base 102 to 2222 and encodes 706 amino acids. Gene Ontology annotation, biological process: nervous system process; monoatomic ion transmembrane transport; signal transduction. Gene Ontology annotation, molecular function: extracellular ligand-gated monoatomic ion channel activity; neurotransmitter receptor activity; GABA-A receptor activity. The record is from RefSeq and is a predicted model, not a curated record. Gene Ontology annotation, cellular component: GABA-A receptor complex; membrane; neuron projection. The transcript has 15 exons. Lineage: Eukaryota; Metazoa; Chordata; Actinopteri; Syngnathiformes; Callionymidae.
UGCUCUGCCACCCGUUUCCUCAAGGAGGGAAAGAUGUUGGCUGCUUUCUCUUGAAGAACAAACUGACAACUAUUGAACAAGGUGUACAGCUGCUUGUAGAAAUGGACCUUCUGCUGCUGCUUCUGACCCUCUGUUGGAUCAAUUCAGCCAAUGCGAAUGAGAAGAGCUACUCAGACAACAUCACUCGCAUUCUAGACCGACUCCUGGAUGGUUAUGACAACAGGCUGCGACCGGGAUCUGGAGGGGGUCUCACUGAGGUGAAAACCGACAUCUUUGUCACCAGCUUUGGGCCGGUUUCAGAUGUUGAGAUGGAGUACACCAUGGACAUGUUCUUCCGUCAGAUGUGGGUGGAUGAGCGACUGAAAUUCGAAGGUCCCAUUGAAAUCCUGCGACUGAACAACCGCAUGGUUGACAAGAUCUGGACUCCGGACACUUUCUUCAGAAACUCCAAGAAGUCCAUUUCCCACAACAUGACCACACCGAACAAGCUUUUCCGAAUCAUGCAGAAUGGGACGGUUCUCUACACCAUGAGGCUCACGAUCAGUGCUGAGUGCCCAAUGCGACUCAUGGACUUUCCCAUGGAUGGUCACUCUUGCCCGCUAAAGUUUGGAAGCUAUGCCUACACAAGCAGUGAAAUAGUGUUCACCUGGAGGAAGGGGCUUGUUGCGUCUGUUGACUGCCCAAAAGAGUCCAUGAGUCUUCUGCAGUAUGAUCUGGUGGGGCAGACUUUGUUCAGCGAGAUCUUUAAGUCAAACACAGGUCACUACUCUGUGCAGGUGGUCCAUUUUCACCUCCAGAGGAAGCUGGGCUAUUACCUCAUACAGACGUACAUCCCCCUCAUCAUGGUGGUCGUGCUCUCGCAAGAUAUCAAGGACCCCAGCAACAUGCCUCUGGUGAAGGAGACCGUGGACAGGCUGAUGAAGGGAUACGACAUCCGCUUGAGGCCAGAUUUCGGAGGUCCCCCGGUGCGGGUGGGAAUGAACAUAGACAUCGCCAGCAUAGACAUGGUGUCUGAAGUCAACAUGGACUACACAUUGACCAUGUACUUCCAGCAAGCUUGGCGGGACAAGCGUCUCUCCUACUCUGAGAUUGCCUACAACUUGACACUUGACAAUCGAGUGGCUGACCAGCUGUGGGUCCCAGACACGUACUUUCUCAAUGACAAGAAGUCCUUCGUCCACGGCGUCACUGUCAAAAACAGGAUGAUCCGUCUCCACCCGGAUGGCACCGUUCUUUAUGGACUCAGGAUCACCACAACUGCAGCGUGCAUGAUGGACCUGCGCCGGUACCCUCUGGAUGAGCAGAACUGCACUCUGGAGAUCGAAAGCUAUGGUUACACCACAGACGAUAUUGAGUUUUACUGGCGCGGCGGCGAUGGAGCAGUGUCUGGUGUCGACAGAAUAGAGCUCCCGCAGUUUUCUAUUGUCGAUUAUAAACUCAUCUCCAAGAACGUGGUCUUCUCCACAGGUUCCUACCCUCGCCUUUCCCUCAGCUUUAAACUGAAGAGAAACAUUGGUUACUUCAUCCUGCAGACAUAUAUGCCUUCCAUCCUGAUUACCAUCCUCUCCUGGGUCUCCUUUUGGAUCAACUAUGAUGCCUCGGCUGCCAGAGUGGCCCUGGGGAUCACCACGGUGCUGACCAUGACCACCAUCAACACGCACUUGCGGGAGACGCUGCCAAAGAUCCCCUAUGUGAAGGCUAUAGACAUGUACCUGAUGGGCUGCUUUGUGUUUGUCUUCCUGGCCCUGCUGGAGUACGCCUUCGUCAACUACAUCUUCUUCGGCCAGGGUCCUCAGAGACAGAAGAAGGCGGCCGAGAAGGCCGCCACCGCCAAUAAUGAGAAGCUGAGACCCGAUCCCAACAAGAUGACUCCCGACGACAACAUCCUGUUCAGCACUCUGGAGAUGAAGAACGAAAUGGGCGGCGCCGGGGAUCUGUCCCGAGGCCUGGGAGCACCCGGGGACCCGCGCAACACCAUGCUGGCCUACGACAGCUCCACGCUGCAGUACCGCAGGGCAGCCAUGGCCCGCCAGAACUAUGGCCACAGCGCCCUGGAGCGCCACGCCCAGAAGAAGUCGCGCCUACGGAGACGGGCCUCCCAGCUCAAGGUAAACAUUCCGGACCUGUCCGACGUGAACUCUAUCGAUAAGUGGUCCAGGAUGAUCUUCCCCACCGUCUUCUCCUUCUUCAACGUGGUCUACUGGCUCUACUACGUCCAUUAAACCCGGAGGCGUCUGGUGGUCAUCCCGCAGCGUUAAACACAGGGGGAGGAAGGAGGAUUUAAGAGAGAGAAAUCAAGCGUGAGGUGAAACAGUGCACCAACUUUUCCAGCUGGUAGCUUUUGGAGAUGGCGUGGGGAACGCAGAGACUUUUGGAUGGACUGCAGCUGCACCCAACACUUCAGUCAGCAAUGACUCUUUCAGGAUCUGGUCUACACCUUAUUACCACUGACAGACACUCAAAAAAAGAAGAGUUUUAAAAAGACAAAAACGGUGCCUGUUCCAGAAUUUCAAUAUAUCACUAAUAUUUGUCAUUCGUAGCUUACUCUCUGUGGAUCAAAUAUUUAUGCUUGUGUUUGCAUAUACUUUAAGACUUUGUUUUGUUUAGUAUCUAUUUACUUCGUAGCCGAGCUGUCUGCAUCCAGGAAAGCUUUAUAAAUGAUUUUCAAGGAGUCAUCCUUAUAGUCUAUUUUCCUAUAAUUACUGUAUAUCAAAAACAUCCUUUAAAAGCAUGCUUACUUUUGGUUUCAUUCGCAUCCGGGUCGCGAAGACACUGAUGGAGCGGCUUUUUUUGUUCUAUAGUAAAAACCUAUUAUAACUAGCCAACAGCAAGCAGUAACCAUUUCGCCGCUUCGGCUGGAGCGCUGCUGGACAACACCACGUGGACCGAAAGGGGGGCGCUCUUCUCUCUGGACACGAGACGCUCUCUCUUUCGUUGAAGGCCCCUCACCGUCCGGCAGAGGAGCGGGACCCUUGGACUCCGGCGCUUUACCUUCUCGUCUUUUGCUGUGCUGACAGAGUCGCCACCUGUUAUUUUUUUAAAGAGAAUAUUUGACUUUCUGCUGCCAUCGUGUGAAGAGCUUUAGAGGUGGAGAAUGGCUUUAACGUGUGUGUACCAACCGCUGGUAGAUACAUCCAGUUUAGGCCCUUUUCAUCGCAACCACUGUUGCUGCAUAAAUAUGGCAAUCCACAAUCAUUAUCAGUAGAAAUGAAUGAUAGAAGUAUGUUUCAUUGUGGUUAGGUUUCUGUUUUGAGAACUGUAGAUAAACAUAAAUCAUAUUUAAAGAAAAAGAAAAGAUUCAUUUUUAUAAACCAAUACUCACAUUAUGUGUAAAUAUUAUGAAUUUACUCUAUUUAAAUGGGUCUCUGUUGUUGUUUUUGCAGUUGAAUUCAAGAUCAAAUGUUCAUUCAGUCAAAAAAAAAAAAAAAGGAAAACGCAAUUUAACGGAGGAAAACAGAAAAAAAACAGCAUUGACAAUUUUGCUGACGAUGUACUUUUGGGACUUUUCUCUCUUUUAUUUCUUUUUAACGGACUCUUAAAGCACCUACUUGCUGAAACUAAAGCACUUCCAGACACCUGUGAAUUUUGGGUCGAUGUUUGGUUCUCCUGAAACACAGUAACAAGGAACCCGCUAUAUCCAGGCAUUGAAGUCAGGCGUAUUUUGUAUAAAGUUUAUGUAAAUUCCAAUUGUAAUAUUUCAUAAAGACUGUAAAUAUAUUGUGUAAUGAUUGUCAGCAAUUAUGAAGAUGUAUCUAAAUUCAAUUAAAAACUUAAUUCAGUCUAUCACUUCAAUGAGGGGAUGCUUGUUCUGUUUGUCCUGGGUGAGUGUGCGCGUGCGCGUGCGUGCGUGAGACCGUCCGCGCUUGUGGCUGCAUAAUAGAUGGAGGAGAUGGGCGUGCGCCUCUGGGGACAUUAACGCACGGAGCCGUGGAUAUGGACACACUUGCCAGCUCCUGGAGCAGAGUGCAUGCUCCAAAAAAAGACAGGAAGUGGAGG